Messenger RNA from Aureobasidium namibiae CBS 147.97, 4041 nucleotides. Its product is annotated as P-loop containing nucleoside triphosphate hydrolase protein. Gene Ontology annotation, biological process: transmembrane transport. Gene Ontology annotation, cellular component: membrane. Gene Ontology annotation, molecular function: ATP hydrolysis activity; ABC-type transporter activity; ATP binding. The coding region runs from base 1 to 4041 and encodes 1346 amino acids. The transcript has 2 exons. The record is from RefSeq and is a predicted model, not a curated record. NCBI's taxonomy places the organism in Eukaryota, Fungi, Ascomycota, Dothideomycetes, Dothideales, Saccotheciaceae.
AUGGCUGUGGUUCUCAUCAGAAUUAACCAAUUUCAGUCCCUUCUUGCAAGCCACAGCCUGACCUUAGACACGAAUAAUGGGCCUCAAGCGACUCAUACGGCAGGCAUCCGACAAGCAUUGCUUGCAUCUUCAACACUGAUUCAUCAACUUGGUGCUGACAAACUGACCGGAACGUUCGUGGCGAGUGCAGGCCUGCCGUUCCUGUCUUUGUCAAUUGUCCUACUGUCACUCUCCUUUCGUCGCAAACCUGAUCUGUUCACCAAAAGUGGCCGCCCCGUGGACGCUGAAACCACCUCGUCUGUCGUCUCACGAUGCUCGAUGACAUGGGCUAGAGAUGCUGUUCGGAUUGCUGGUCAGACAUCCGGACUCGGAGACACGCCUGCGCUCGAUCACAAAACAAAGUCUAGGAGCCAACCACACUUCAAUGGAUCGUCUCCCACACUGCUGGCUCAGAUCAUCUCCCAGCGAACUCCAAUCAUCGUCAAACAGUGGAUUCUGACCAUUCUACGUACCAUCCUCACCUUUGGCUCACCCUUCUGCGUUCUGCGAUUAAUCGCCUCCCUCGAGAGUGGAUUGGGAGAAAGUAGAUGGACAUGGUUGUCUGGCAUCGCCUUGUUCUCGACGUGCGAAACCGUCGUCCACUAUCAUCAAAACUGGAUCCAGUGGUCGGAGUUUGGGAUCCCCAUCCGGGCGCAGCUGAUCACAUCAAUCUAUGGAAAGCUUCUCAAAAGCAGCAUAGGGGACAUCACGAACAGCCUUCCGGACCAGCCUGGACACUAUCGCUCACCACCAGUGAACAGCCUUUUGACUUCGGAUGCGACUACCAUCAGCAAGUUUGCUGCGAUCCACUACAUACUUCCACUAUCUUUGGUCCAAUUUCUGAUAGCACUAGCAUUCAUCCAGAAGCUAAUGGGCUGGCAAGGUAUGCUUAUCACGUUGCUUGUCACGGUGCUGACUACACCCUUGAAUAACUCCAUUGUGAGAAGACGAAAAGAUACCCAGAAGAAUCUUCGCACGGCACGAGAUCAGAAGGACAGAGCCGUCAGCGAGAUGAUUAAGGCACUCCAUCAUAUCAAACUGCAAGGGAGCGAGGAGAUGUGGAAGCUGCGGAUUAAUACUCACCGAGACCAAGAACUCCGCGCUCAAGAAAGAGAUUUGCAAUCUCAGAUAUAUGGCUCCAUGUGGAAGAUCGCAUCGCCUCUGCUCGUUUCUGGCAUCUCUAUCUUUGCUAACGCAUACCUCAGCGGAGGAACGUCAGCAUCAGUAACCUUCACAAUGCUCGAGCUUCUUCCUCAGCUACAGGGGACUUUGGGUCUGGCUCCCCUAGUCGUUCAGGACUAUCUCAGUGCAAAGGCUAGUGCUCGUCGCAUCGAAUCAUUUUUGGAUCAAUCAGACAGCGUUAACUAUCUCCAAUCGAGCCGGUCAGGAGAUAUAGUCUUUGACAAUGCGAGGUUCAGCUGGCCGAUCACACCGAGCAAUCUUGGAAUCACGACACGGAGCAUAGGAUCUCCAUUUGAGUUCAAAGACGUGAAUCUGAGAAUUCCUGCGAGCAAGCUGACGAUCGUUUACGGCAAUACAGGAGGCGGUAAGAGUCUGAUGCUUACUGCGAUGUUAGGAGAGGCCUUAUUGCUCGCUGGGACUAUCGAGGCACUGUGUCCAGCUCAAGGGUCUCCGAUUGCUUACGUUUCCCAGACACCUUGGCUGCAGGGCACAACCAUCAGGGAAAACAUACUGUUCGGAAGAUCACCCGAUCCAGAGAGAUAUAACAGUGUGCUAAAAGCAUGCGACCUGGUACAGGACAUUGAGGCGCUGCCUAAUGGCGACCAGACCGUCAUCGGCUCACAAGGGGUCAAAGUGAGCGGAGGACAGCGUGCAAGGAUAUCGCUUGCCAGAGCGCUCUACUCCGAAGCAAAGAUUCUUCUCAUGGACGACGUACUGUCGGCAUUAGAUACUAACGUCGCCAAACACGUCUUCACAGCCUUGCUUGGUCCUCUGGGGGCAGGACGGACUCGAGUUCUGGCAACCCACCAGCUUGGGCUUUGCAUGCCAGAUGCAGAUUACGCUAUUCGUGUCAUCGACGGUACAGUGCAGAUUGAUGUUCCGAGGUCUUCUGAUAUGUAUAGAACGAUGAUUCUGCCACCAGAUGAAGCUGCAAAGAAGGUCUUGAUGGAAUGUGACCUUCGGACCGUGGCAUCCAUCCGGAGCAAGACCUUGCAAAAAGAUCAUCAGCAGAAGGAAUUUCCAAAGCCGAAGUUGAGCCUCGGGCCAGUGAGGAACGAGCUCUCACAGACAACGUAUCGUACAUAUGUCAAAGCAAUAGGUGGCCGAACAUUCGUGAUGACCUAUCUGCUGACUUUAGCAAUCCGACAGUGUCUCAUCACACUCCCGAUGUGGAAUUUGAAGAACGUCAGACUUAACUCUCAAGACACAGCGACGCAUGGGUCUGCAUUGUCAGGCAUAUCUUCCCAGGCAGGCAUGUUUGUGGUUGGCUCGGCUCUUGCUGUCAUGGCGGAGUACUCCUUCGGUGCGUUUGAGGCAUCGGGGACUAUGCGUGCAUCGGAGACUCUCUUCAGCACUAUGCUCGGCACUGUCGUCCAUAUGCCUCUUGCUUGGCUUCAUGACGUACCUAUGGGAGAUUUGUUGCAAAGGUUCUCGGCUGAUUCCCAAGCAAUGGAUGACAGAUUGAUGCCGUUAAUUUCCGAGUUCUCGCAGUGUUUCAUCGAGAUCGUAACCAUCGUCAUCGUUGGCCUUGAUGUGUCCUUAUAUACUGGCUUCUUGGUUAUCGGUGGCCUAUACGCAAGCUGGAUGAUCGGCGGCUUGUACAACAAAGCUCGCAAGACUGUCCAGCGAGCAGACCGCGCGCCCACAAGCAAGAUCCUUGGACUAGCCACCUCGACUGCGACUGGACUUGCCACGAUCAGGGCCUUCGGUUCUACAGCAGCAUACAUCGAACAGAUGCACGACCAUGUUGAUGAUUUGUCCAAGGCUCGACGUUACUUUUGGAUAGCCAAUCGCUGGUUGGGUUUACAAAUGUCUCUGGUCGGCAUCAUGUUCGGCGUCGGAACUGGUGCAUUGCUUCUGCUCUCCGAAUCAGCAACUCUCAAUCCUUCAAUGUUUGGUUUUGCGCUUACCUUCUCAAUGAGGUUCUCCAGUGUGGUCUUCAAAGCUAUCAAUGGGUUCGGCGCUUUCGAGACUGCUGCGAUCGCUGCAGAUGCAAUCUCGGCGUUCCAGUAUCUCGAAACUGAGGACCAGGGAGGAAUCGAGACCGCAAGCAAUUGGCCAAGUACCGGACACAUUCAGAUCAAAGGGCUCACGGUGCGAUAUUAUGAUGCUCUACCUCCAGUGCUAAACAACAUUGACCUCACAGUCGUCCCAGGUCAACGUGUGGGAAUCGUGGGCCGGACAGGUGCAGGCAAAUCAACACUCUUGUUGGCUCUCCUCCGUAUAAUGGAGCCCGAAAAGGGUACAAUCGCCAUCGAUGGUAUCGAUAUCACUAAAGUCAGACUGCAUGAUCUUCGCCACAACAUAGGGUAUAUUCCACAGAACCCAGCAUUAUUCUCGGGCACAGUACGCUCAAAUUUGGAUCCAUUUGAUCAGUAUUCCGAGAACCAGCUAGAACACGCUUUACAGCAAGUGAUGCUGGGAGCAAAAGCUGAUAGUUUGCCGACUCUGAAUUUGGACUCCAUCGUGGUCGCCGGUGGUGACAAUGUCUCUCACGGCCAACGCCAGCUUCUGUGCCUCGCACGCAUGCUUCUUCGAGAACACAAACUCACCAUUCUCGAUGAGGCUACGUCAGCAGUAGACGACUUCACCGAUGAAGCAAUUCAGGCAGUCAUUCAGGCCGCUCCAGGACAGACACUGGUUGUCGUGGCACAUCGUCUCAAGACAGUUGCUUCAUUUGACAAGAUCAUUGUCAUGGAUCAUGGAUCGAUCGUCGAGCAAGGUUCGCCGCAGGGACUGUUCGAGGCUGGUGAUUUAUUUUACAGGAUGGUGAUGAGUAGCGAGAAUAGCAGCGAGCUUAUCGCAAGGAUUCAUGAGUAG